GAGGGUGGGGUUUUUGUUCAGAGGAACGGUUUGCUUUUAGAGAACCAAUGCCUCAAUAUGCCCUAUUAAUGCAGGCAUCAAGAUAGCAUCAGCCGAGGGCACAAAUACAGAUCCUGCGUGGGUUGUGUCGGUGAUUGUCUGGGUGCGGAGCGUCUAUGAGCUUUGAGCGUGUGAAAAGACAAAGAGGAAUCCAAUAAUGGCCACCAGUAAAAGUAAAAACCAGAGCUCUCUGGCGCUGCACAAGGUGAUAAUGGUGGGCAGCGGCGGCGUGGGGAAGUCGGCCCUCACCCUGCAGUUCAUGUACGACGAGUUCGUGGAGGACUACGAGCCCACCAAGGCAGACAGCUACAGGAAGAAGGUGGUCCUGGACGGGGAGGAGGUGCAGAUCGACAUCCUGGACACCGCCGGACAGGAGGACUACGCCGCCAUCAGGGACAACUACUUCCGUAGUGGGGAGGGCUUCCUACUGGUGUUCUCCAUCACAGAGCACGAGUCUUUCACAGCCACCGCCGAGUUCAGGGAGCAGAUCCUGCGGGUGAAGGCGGAGGAGGAUAAGAUCCCUCUGCUGGUGGUCGGGAACAAAUCGGACCUGGAGGAACGCCGGCAGGUUUCUGUGGACGAGGCCCGAGGGAAAGCCGAGGAGUGGGGGGUGCAGUACGUGGAGACGUCGGCCAAAACCAGAGCCAACGUGGACAAGGUUUUCUUUGACCUGAUGCGCGAAGUUCGAGGAAAGAAGAUGUCUGAAAACAAAGACAAGAACGGAAAAGGCAAGAACAAGGGCAAGAAGAAGAGCUUCAGAGAGCGCUGCUGUUUACUUUAACCUGUUCCACGGACCUGAACCCAACACCCACUGUCAGCAUCCUCUAAUAUUCUCAUCUGAUCUGGUUUUUUUGUUGUUGUUUUUUGUUUGAAAUCUCCGGUCUUAGUUUACGUCUAGAAUGGUCCGUGAGGCUCUUGUUUUGACUCAGAGCUGCUGUCUGAUUGGAGGAGAACCACUCAUGUGACUGUGACUCGGACCUCAGUGUUCGACUGCUACUGACACUACUGCUGCUGCUCAAACAUCCUCCGCUGGUUCCACUCAGUCCUUCUGCCGCCUCUGGCUUCGGUUCAGCUCAUUUCACACAACUGUCUUUCUACAACAACAACACGACUAAUUUCUUUACCCGUUUGUGUUUUUUUAACCUACCUAGAGCUUAGAUGGAACUCUAAUGCUGCUGUAUCUGAUAUUUGUGAAGACGGUGGCCUCAUUUAUUCAAACUUUGCAACUUUUUUGUAUUCCUACAAAAGCACGUAUAAAGUGGCUGUUGGUGAACAUUCCACUGUUAUUUUCUGUUUCUAUUUGUUAAAAAAAAAAAAACGAAAAAAAAAAAAUUUGUGCAAUGGGACGACUUAUUGCCAAACAGGGUUGUUAAAUGAACUCCAUGGUCUCCUGCCUUAGAUGAUAAUCAUAAAUCACAGAUGCUUUGCAGUUUUUUCCAAAUGAUUUUUGUAUAAAACAGGAUAAAAAAGCCCAACUGUCAGAGCUCCUGGUGGAUAUUUGAGCAGGAAAACAUCAUAGGAAACUGUCUUUUCUGUCCCGUUCACCGUCUCUCAGUCGAACCCGUUUGACAUUCUGUUCCAGUCAGGACUCGGCUGUUUUUGUGAGACGCUGACAAUCAGGUUCAGAAGGCACGAAAACCCUCAAACAUGCUCCUUUUUUUUUUAAAACCUACUUUUUCUGGUAAAGAUAAUGCACUACAUCGCCAAUACUUAAAAAAAUAAAGGACUAUACUCUAGGAAAAGCAGUAUGUGCCAACAGAGUCACACUGAACCCCACCAGUGUGUGCGUUUCUAAAGUGUCCCUGCAGAAUAUUUACUUGUGUUCUGUGUGUGUGCGAUGAGGACGGCCCCUCCUCUGUCGCUGAAGUGCUUCGGUGAAUACGACGUUUCGACCACUGCCUAAACCAUGUCUUUUGUAAUUCGUCCUCUCUUUCUUUGACUACUGUGACUAUGCUUUUGUCUCUCUGCACUGAGAGUGUUGCUAAAUAAAUGCUUUUUUUCUUUGUA
Sphaeramia orbicularis (orbiculate cardinalfish) is the source of this 2046-nucleotide messenger RNA. It is a transcript of the gene ralba, whose product is annotated as v-ral simian leukemia viral oncogene homolog Ba (ras related). The record is from RefSeq and is a predicted model, not a curated record. Bases 197 to 820 code for a protein of 207 amino acids. Gene Ontology annotation, molecular function: GTP binding; GTPase activity. Gene Ontology annotation, biological process: signal transduction. The transcript is spliced from 5 exons. Gene Ontology annotation, cellular component: membrane. NCBI's taxonomy places the organism in Eukaryota, Metazoa, Chordata, Actinopteri, Kurtiformes, Apogonidae.